Messenger RNA from Hemicordylus capensis (graceful crag lizard), 1826 nucleotides. RefSeq lists its product as uncharacterized. The coding region runs from base 138 to 845 and encodes 235 amino acids. The record is from RefSeq and is a predicted model, not a curated record. NCBI's taxonomy places the organism in Eukaryota, Metazoa, Chordata, Lepidosauria, Squamata, Cordylidae. The transcript is spliced from 2 exons.
UGGAAUUAUAUGAUGAUCUGGAAAAGAUGCGUGUCAGAUGUUUGGAGGGGGGGGCGCAAUUUCAGUGCUUGCCCUAGGCGCCAUUUUCCCUAGUUACGCCUCUGCCCUCCUCUUCGGAUGAGGUCAAUGAGGAGUUGAUGUUAAUACGCGGCCUGGUUCAAAGAAUGGAGGCCCUGGAGAUACCGUCUGACAAAGGGGCUGGGCCAUCUGGGGUGCCCAAGAAGGUGCCCAGGCAGACUAGGGGGACUGUCAAGACACAGUUAUUGAGGUCUCUUUCUGACAGGUUGAGUGCGCUUGAGCGUGCGGACCUCCCUGUUGAUCCGGCUUUCCCAGCUGAUCCGCCCAAUUCUACACCCGCUCCAGGAAUGCCUGUACCUGUGACUCCUAGCAACCCAGUUCCAGACCUGGUGCUACCUGCUGACUUGGGCUCGGUGAGCCCCUCCAUGCCUGUCGUUCCAGGUGGAGAGGUUCAGGGAAUUAUUGCCCGAAGCUUCACUUCACCCGGAACCUAUGCCUGUCACCUUAUGGCACCUUGGCAAGUAGAGGCACAGUGGGCUAUAGCGGCUUCCUUGUCACCCAGCACCCGGGCGAGCUAUGCGUCCAAGAUCUCUGCUUUCUCCUGUUUUAGAAGGACCGUGGGGUUAGCUGAAGCUUGGCCGGUGCCGGGGGACCAUUUAUUGCAGUUUUUAGUUCAGUUACACAGGGAAGGGCGUGCUGUGGCUACUUUAAACAGUUAUGUUGCAGCACUAUCUUUUGAGGCUCAGGCCCGGGUGUUGCGGAUUGUUCUGGGGACCCCAGGGUUCGUAGGAUGUUGGAGGGGUGGGCCUGGGGAGUGCCAAGAGUAAGCAAUAAAAGGUGCCCCUUUACUCUUCAGUUGGUUCAGGUAGUACUGGGGCAGUUGCGCGCAUGCUGCGUGUCCCCAUGGGAGGCUCAGCUUUUCCAGGCAGCUGUGCUGGUAGCCUUUUUUGGAGCGUUCCGGCCCAGGGAUCCGGAAGGAGUGGGCGGCCUCCUAGGGAUUGCUGCCUGCGCUUCUCUGAUCUGUCCCUAGCUUUGGGGGAGGCACAGCUACUUUUACAUUAUUCAAAAACUGACCAAAGGGGGCGAGGUCAGGUUGUUCACUUGGCAACUGCUGGUGCUUCCGCCAUUUCUCCCGUGGCUGCGCUUAGGCACUAUGUGGACUUGGGGCCUCGACAGGAGGGCUGCUUAUUUGUUCAUGAGGGUGGGGACCCUCUAACCCAAUAUCAAUUUUUGGCAGUAUUGAAAAGGGCUUUGACGUUGGCAGGAGUGUCAACCACGGGCCUCACACUGCAUUCUUUUCGGAUUGGGGUGGCCACCACUGCCAGCCGAUUGGGGCUUCAGGAGGAGGUUGUGAAGCGUAUUGGUCGAUGGAAGUCCAGAGUGGUAUGGCGCUACGUGCGCUAGGGGGUGCCAGUUGCAUUGGGUUUUACAUGUUUGUUUUCUUGGCAGGUGCUGGUGGAGCAGCGGCUCCUGUUCACGUCCUGGUUUACAGCCAUUCGUUGGUCUUCUGGGCGUUCAAGAGGGCCAGCACCUCCCAGUGGGGCACCCAGCUUGGUCUGGGGAAGCGUGUGGCUGUUUACUGGAAGGGUAUGCAGGGCAUGCUGUGGAGCCAGUUGCUCCCAGCAAUUUGGGAUCACUUAGCUAGGUUUCCUAGGCCCGACUUUAGUAUCAUUCAUUUGGGCGAAAAUGACUUGGGCAAACGGACUGGCAUUUCUCUGGUGCAGCAAGCCUCCUCCGAUUUAGCGACAUCAAAGGAGUGGCUCCCUCAGGUUCACAUUUUGUGGGUUAAUUGGAUUCAACGCCGGGCA